Manihot esculenta (cassava) is the source of this 1366-nucleotide messenger RNA. RefSeq names its product light-harvesting complex-like protein 3 isotype 1, chloroplastic. The record is from RefSeq and is a predicted model, not a curated record. NCBI's taxonomy places the organism in Eukaryota, Viridiplantae, Streptophyta, Magnoliopsida, Malpighiales, Euphorbiaceae. The coding region runs from base 195 to 950 and encodes 251 amino acids. The transcript has 3 exons.
AGAAAAAGUUCCAAAAAGCGAAUGCAGAUAAAUAGUUUGCCCAUAACCAUACUCUCAGAGACAAAAAGGGUAAGGGUAAGCCAAGAUAAUAUUUUUUAUUACAGAGUAUGGGCGUCUUUCCUGCUGCUAUCCUCCCAUUAUCAUCCGCAGAAGCAACUAACAACUAGAGAAAAUUAGGUUUUCUUUUAACAUCCAUGGCUUCCAUUGCCAUUUCUGCCUCGCUGCAAAGCGCUUGCAGCUCACAUCAUAUCACCAAGAAACAACAUCCUCAAGCCAGACCUGCACGCUCUCUGGGGUCAAAGCAGGUGACCCAUGUUCCUACUGCCCUCAGUGUUGAAGAUAAAAAGAAGUGUUUAAGCAUAAUUGAACGGCAGGAGAAUUCUCCUAAUGAUGGAUCAAACAAAGCUGAUGAUAAAUCAGACCAUGUUUCAGAAACAGAAUCAUCUGCUCCAAAAUUCGUCGAUGAGCGCUGGAAGAAGGGAACCUGGGAUCUGAAUAUGUUUGUCAAGGAUGGGAAGAUGGAUUGGGAUAGUCUGAUUGAAGCUGAAGCAAAGAGGAGAAAAUUUCUUGAACUGUACCCUGAAGCAUCUACGAAUGAAGAACCUGUGCUUUUUAGGAGCUCUGUCAUACCUUGGUGGGCAUUGUUCAAAAGAUCAUAUCUGCCAGAGGCAGAGCUAAUCAAUGGCAGAGCUGCAAUGGUGGGAUUCUUCAUGUCAAAUGUUGUGGAUGCAUUGACAGGGCUUGAUAUGGUUGGCCAGACGGGAAACUUUUUAUGCAAAGCAGGACUUUUUGUGACAGUCAUUAGCAUAAUAUUCUUUAGGCGAACAGAAGAUUUUGAGAACCUGAGAAAGCUGACUGAUGAAGCAACUUUGUAUGACAAGCAAUGGCAGGCAUCAUGGCAGGACCAGAAUGUAACAAACACCGGUGCCUCAGACAAAACAGGAAACUAAAUACAGUUGCAUUCUUCACAUAUAUGCAUUUGUAAGACUUUUUUCAAGCACCAUGGAUGCACUGUUAAAGAUUUAUGUUGAAGUUUUAGCUUGCCUCUUAAAAGUACUCUAAAACAGAAAAUUUAUAUUCCCCAAAAUGAAUAUUUUUCAAGUUAAAAAAUUUUAAAAUUUUUUAAAUGAUCUUAUCCAUUCUCUUACUUUAUUUUCAUUUUCUCUGCCAUUCACAUGUAUAAGGAGGAAAGAAAAUGAAGCAAAGAAAAUAAGAUCAAUGAGCUGAUAAAGGAAACGAACAGAAAAAGCUGCAGGAAUGACUAAUGGGGACAGGAUUUACCAUUUUAUUAGAUGAUCAUGGGUGGAUUCACCAUGGGGGCAAUUGCCCCACAAGAUUUUUCAUUGUAAUUACAUAAUUUUUUUAA